GCAGUUCUUCACCAAGGGCUACCAGGAGACCAUCUCAGAUGUUCUGAAUGACGCCAUCUUUGAUGAAGAUCAUGAUGAGAUGGUAAUUGUGAAGGACAUAGACAUGUUCUCAUUGUGUGAGCAUCACCUCGUUCCAUUUGUUGGAAAGGUACAUAUUGGCUAUCUUCCUAACAAACAAGUACUUGGCCUCAGCAAGCUUGCUAGGAUCGUGGAAAUAUACAGUAGAAGAUUACAAGUCCAGGAGCGCCUUACCAAACAGAUUGCAGUUGCCAUCACAGAAGCCUUACAGCCUGCUGGAGUUGGAGUGGUCGUUGAAGCUACGCACAUGUGCAUGGUGAUGCGUGGGGUACAGAAAAUGAACAGUAAAACAGUCACCAGCACCAUGCUGGGGGUGUUCCGGGAAGACCCAAAGACCCGUGAGGAGUUCUUGACACUCAUCAGGAGCUGAAACUGUCACUCUCUGAACACACUCUGGAGCUUGUUCUGUCCAGUGUCACUGUCUGUUCUUACUCGUUCCUCCAUCUCACUUCUAAACUAAGUCUUUGUGAAUUGGUAUCCUAGUCUUUGUGCAGUUAAAGCCUUCUGAUGGGAAA
Molecule: messenger RNA, 593 nt
Organism: Merops nubicus (carmine bee-eater)
Lineage: Eukaryota; Metazoa; Chordata; Aves; Coraciiformes; Meropidae
Gene: GCH1
Product: GTP cyclohydrolase 1
Exons: 6
Coding region: 80-448 (122 amino acids)
Biological process (GO): tetrahydrofolate biosynthetic process; tetrahydrobiopterin biosynthetic process
Cellular component (GO): cytoplasm
Molecular function (GO): zinc ion binding; GTP cyclohydrolase I activity; GTP binding
Source: RefSeq, a predicted model, not a curated record